AUGUGGUCACUUUUACGAUUUCUGUGGUCAUUUAUACCAUGUCUAUGGUCAUUUGUACUAUCGGCAUGGUCUCAUGUACCACCCACAUGGUCACUUGUACCAUCUUUGUGGUCACUUGUACCAUCCGUAUGGUCAUUUGUACCACGACUAUGGUACUUUGCAUCUCGAAAAUGGUCACUUGUAUCAUCAGUAUGGUCACUUGUAUCAUCGGUAUGGUCAUUUAUAGCAUACAGAUGGUCAUUUGCACCAUGGCUAUGGUACUUUUUACCAUGA
Rotaria sordida is the source of this 273-nucleotide messenger RNA. NCBI's taxonomy places the organism in Eukaryota, Metazoa, Rotifera, Eurotatoria, Philodinida, Philodinidae. The record is from the annotation of a GenBank genome assembly.